AUGUUGCUUCUGAUUCUGCGACUGGUGUACAACUGUGGUCUGAGCUGUGGGGGUUUGAUCAAAUAUAGGUUUAUUGUUUUAUUUUUUGUAGGUGCAGCGGGUGAAGACGCAGGCCGCGUUUUUCUUCCAUAUGAUAUAAGCGACGCAGAGCUCAGGGAGAUAGCGGGGGUUCAGGAGCAGGCUGGUUCAGAGUCAGGCAGAACCGAACUCCCUGGCUUACGCUCGCCAGAGGCGUCUAAUAACAACUUUAUUCUGAAAACCGAAUCGCAUGAACCAGAAGUUCUACCCGAGGCAGCUGGUUAUGAUGAUGAUGAUGAUGAUGAAGUCGUUGAUGAGGUCGAUGUUUAUGAAGAGAUAGUGCCAGCGGGGUUAUUAACGCCUCCAAUAUCUCCGUUGAGUGCGCCAGCAAGCCCUAUCGGACUUCCAGCACUGCCACCACCACCGCCAUCUUCCCCGGCCUCGCAAGAGCUGCAACAAUCUGACCCUGAAUCAGAAGACGGGGCCUCUUUUGAGAUUCCCGCAGCGCAGGAGCAAAACGAGAAUCGCCAACGAAAAAGUGAAUCAAAGGAUAAGAUUCGCGGGGAAAGGAAUCCUUCUUCUUCACGCAGGGCGAGAAGAGAGAGACGGCGAAUUAAGUAUGCCUCAGAACGCUUUCACGACAGAGUGGAUUUACUUCUUGGAUUGAUGAAGGAAUCUUAUUUCGUAUUACGCAAACGAAGGAUCCAGAAAGAUGACCGGCUGAAGGGUCAGACUUUCCUGAAGGCUGGCAGGGAAGUUCUUUUCGAAAUUGUUAACGACGCAUAUGAACUUGUAAAAUAAUUCAUGUAUGUCUCUUAUAACUAAUUAAAAGAAUGGA
This is a messenger RNA of Poeciliopsis prolifica (blackstripe livebearer), 856 nucleotides long. RefSeq lists its product as uncharacterized. Lineage: Eukaryota; Metazoa; Chordata; Actinopteri; Cyprinodontiformes; Poeciliidae. The coding region runs from base 1 to 819 and encodes 272 amino acids. The transcript has 6 exons. The record is from RefSeq and is a predicted model, not a curated record.